Molecule: messenger RNA, 1010 nt
Organism: Aspergillus steynii IBT 23096
Lineage: Eukaryota; Fungi; Ascomycota; Eurotiomycetes; Eurotiales; Aspergillaceae
Product: Eukaryotic translation initiation factor eIF-5A
Exons: 3
Coding region: 328-741 (137 amino acids)
Biological process (GO): positive regulation of translational termination; positive regulation of translational elongation
Molecular function (GO): translation elongation factor activity; RNA binding; ribosome binding
Source: RefSeq, a predicted model, not a curated record
UCCAUCCUUACCUCUCUUUCUUGUCCUUCCUGUCCUUAUUCCCCCCCUUCAAUACCAUCACCAUGGCCGACGAGGUGGUAUGUAUUUCCCUUCUUCUCGCCCUUUGAACUGCCCUCGCUGUCGCUCUCGUGUUGUGCUGCAGCCCCGCAUCUGGAAUCUGCCCCCCUCUCCCCCCUUCCUGCUGGCGGUUGCUGCACGCAAUGCAUAUGAUCGAACUCUGCGUCGUCUUUUCUCAUUUGUUCUGCCUGUUCUGCCUGCUAACAUGAAUCGCUCGAACAGCAAGAGACUUUCGAAUCCGCUGACGCUGGUGCGUCCAGCACCUACCCCAUGCAGUGCUCUGCUCUGCGCAAGAACGGUCACGUUGUCAUCAAGGGCCGUCCCUGCAAGAUCGUCGAAAUGUCCACCUCCAAGACUGGCAAGCACGGUCACGCCAAGGUCCACAUGGUCGCCAUCGACAUCUUCACCGGCAAGAAGCUCGAGGAUCUGUCUCCCUCCACCCACAACAUGGACGUCCCCCACGUCAACCGUCGGGAGUACCAGCUCAUCGACAUCACUGACGAUGACUUCCUGUCCCUGAUGGACGACAACGGCAACACCAAGGACGACGUCAAGGUCCCCGACAACGAGACCGGUGAGAAGAUCAUCCGCAUGUUCCGUGAGGAGGAGAAGGACUGCAACGUCAUCAUCCUGACCUCCAUGGGUGAGGAGACCGCCAUUGAGUGCAAGGAAGCCCCCAAAUAAGCGGAACGCUCCGUUUGAUGGGAACCUUUUCUUCUAAACUCCGUUCGCCUCCCCUUGAAAUGUUUUCCGGUCUUAAUGUCUGCUUUGCUAGUGUUGCGACGUUUUGGGCUACAUACGGCAAGGCUGCUCAGUGAGCCUUGGAUGUGCGCCGAGCCGGCAGGAGAGUUGCAUUUAGUUGGCAGCAUAAAGCGUGCUUUGUCCGAGAACCAGUUCUGAGUUUAGCUCUCACGAUAGUUUGACGAAUCAAAAAUUAGUGGUCCAUGAUUAAA